UUUCUCUUCAUUUUCCUCCGCUUCGUUUUCUUUUACUCUAACCAAACGUAUCUCAGCUGUCGACAUUACGGCUCGAAACAUAUUUUUGUGCCUCCCUUUAGCUCCAGCCAGCGCAAGGAUUUUUUUUUUUUUUUUUACUCCUCCUUCGUAAUAAAGUCGCCAUUUUGCUUCACUGCUGAUAUAAACCGUCCCGUAUUCUAAUAUUUCUCCCCUCACCACCACCAGCCGGGGCACAUGCGUGUUUUUCGUGUGUUUGUCGUAUUUUGUCGGAGUGUUUGACAAGAAGACGGCGGUUGAAGAAGUGCCUCGCGCUUUAUAAUGCAGGAAAGGAAGAGGAGGGGAAACCGGGAAUAAGGUGGAAAAUAUCCAGGAUUUUGCUUCGCCUUGCAGCCUAAAUUCGGCUUGUCUUUUUCCUCUUACACCUCGCCGUCCGAAGAGUUGGAGACUUGGUCUUAAAGGACGACGUUGACGGCUGUCCACCUGCUUCCAGGCCCCCCUCCGGAGCUCGGCGUGGCCGCUGUUUGACGCACAGCAGGUGGGAUUGCCAUGUAAGUGAACAUCGGUGGAAAAAUGCUCACUCUCCUUGGCGCCUGUCAACUGACACCCACCCGUCCUUACGUGGGGUGACCCGUGUCUGUGGGUGACUGCCCGAUAGUUCAGGCAUGGAGAACCCAAGUGGCCCCAGGGUUGGGAAGCUGUCCUCAUCAGUGCUUCCAAGGGGCCGGACUUCCAAGUACGGACAUCCACAGGAGCCUGUCAGAACCACAACAGGCCCUGAAAACAACAGACAUAGCCCUCUAUGUGAUGAUCUCGGAGAUGGAAAGAGGAAAGGGCGUCCCAAAGCCGACAUGCAGGAACUGCGGAACAUCCCUGCCCAUAUGAUAGUACAAUGGAAAGAAGAGUUUAAACGCACCUCCAGGGUUAAGUGUCCAUGUUCAGGCUGCUGGUUAGAGUUUCCCAGCAUCUAUGGUGUUAAAUACCACUAUCAACGCUGCCAGGGGGCAACUGUAGCUGAGAAGCUUAAUCAUGGAUGUCCGUAUUGCGAGGCAGUGUUUGCCACAAAGGUGCGCCUGCAGAAGCACAAGCUAUGGAACCACCAAGACAGGGUUAGUACAGAGACCAAGGAUGAGCAGCCUAAGCUACACAAGAGCCCUGUCAAGUCCAACACCAAGAAAAGGCCAGUGGAGAACAGGAGCCCCUCCCCGGUGUUUUUCAAAUUAAAAAAGACCCACAAGGUAUCCACACCCUCUCAGAAUGGGGAGCUGGUGCACCAGAAAAGUCAGAGGAAACAGUACACACACAACCAGCUUUCACAGCAAACCCACCAAUCCCAGCCAGUUCAGCCGCAGUCCCAGCAUUCCCAGUCCCAGAGCACAUCAUCCGAUGCUGGAGGCAGUGAGAGUGAAGGAGGCAGUCUUCCUCCCUCUUUCCCAGAUGAGGAUCCCGAGCGAAUGAAGCACAAGCUAGGACGAAAGCAGAAAACUCCCAAAAAAUUCACCGGAGAACAACCCUCUAUCUCGGGAACAUUUGGAUUGAAAGGUAUGUCUAAGGUGGAGGAGAAAUUGAAGGCAGGCCGUGUGAAGAGACCAGAGGGGAGUGGCUUCAUCGAAGAGACCCACAAAAAACUCACUCCAAGUCAAUCUUCCAAAAAAGACCCAGCCACCUCUGGUUCUGUGCCUGACACCCAGUGGCAGCAAGCCAUCUCAGAGCGAGGAGAAGUGGUGUGCCCCACCUGCUCCAUUGUCACCAGAAAAACAGUGCACGGCCUAAAGAAACACAUGGAAAUCUGCCAGAAGCUCCAGGACGCUCUGAAGUGCCAGCAGUGCCACAAACAGUUCAGGUCCAAAGCUGGACUCAAUUACCACACUAUGGCUGAACAUAGCACCAAGCCGCCGGGUAGUGAAGGCCAGACGGAGGAUGAGAAUGAGGAGCGGGAGAGGCUGCGCAGAGUGCUCAAACAGAUGGGACGAAUCAAAUGUCCCAGUGAGGGCUGUUCGGCUCAUUUCUCCAGUCUGAUGGGCUACCAGUACCACCAGAAACGUUGUGGACGAGACCUGCCUGACGACGAGAAGCCCAUGUUUCAGUGCCAGCACUGUGGAAAAACGUACCGCUCCAAGACUGGCAGAGACUACCACAUACGCACUGAGCACUCCUCGACCAUCAGCACCACCCUAAACGUCACCACCAGGACCUCCAGCACGCCUGACACCAACAAGAACAAUACCACCGACACCACCAGCAUCACACCCAAAGAGAGGCAGGUGGCCCCUAAGGAGGUGACACCGAGAGCAAAGAAGGAGCAAAACCAACCAGAGAUGGAGUGGCAGGAGAAAGCACCACCUGACCCACCAAAGCUUCCAGAAAGGGAGGCUCUGGAGAAAGACAGAGAAAAAGUUGAGCAAGAAAAAGAAAUGGAGCGAGAUAAAGAAAAAGCAGCACAAAAUGAGAGCCUGGGUGAGGACUUUGAACGGACACCCAGUGGAAGAGUGAGGCGGCGGUCAGCGCAGGUCGCAGUGUUCCACCUGCAGGAGAUAGCAGAGGAUGAGCUGGCCAAGGACUGGGGCACCAAACGCCGCAUCAAGGACGACCUGGUGCCUGACAGUAAGCGGUUAAAUUACACGCGUCCCGGCCUCCCCAACUUCAGCACUGAGCUGUUGGAGACGUGGAAGAACCAAGUCAAAGAGAAGGGUUUCAUCUGCUGCAUCAAUGAACGCUGUGAAGCAGUCUAUUCCAGUGUGUCGGGGCUAAAAGCCCACCUCGCCAACUGCAGUCAGGGUGGAGGAGAACUGGGGAAAUACACCUGUUUAAUCUGUCAAAAGCAGUUCAGUUCUGAGAGCGGCGUCAAGUACCACAUCAGCAAAACACACUCAGAGAACUGGUUCCGUGCAGCAGCUAGUCACGUGGUGUCAAACAGCAAGAGCAAAGCACCAGAGAACAACGCAAUCAAAGCUGAGGUGAGGAACGGUGCAACCACCGGUAAAAAGAGGGGCCGCAAACCAAAAGAACGCCCCCCUGCGGUUACGCCACUCCAAACAAAAAAUGAAACGCCUACCACAAAUGAAAACUCAGCGCCUGCUGGGACUCCUUCCUCAAGCCCAACGCCGACCCCCAACCUGUUCUGCGAGCCUACGGACUGCAGUAAUUCAGGCCAAAACAGACAACCCAACGCCUGCACUGCCCGACGAAACAAACCCAAGAGGCUCUCUUUGACAGAGUAACUCUUCUUUUGUGGUCCCAAGAGCUGGAACAGAUGCUUAGUGUUAAUGUUCAGCCAGAAAGCGAAAAGACCCUAUGAACUCCACGAGGACUUGGCACUGAAGAAGAAGAAAGCUAAAAAUCAACCAUUAAGGAGUAAAAAUUUAGUGCAGACUUAAAGUCGGUUUGAAACCCUAUAGUUAAUGUGUCUGCUCUUACAAACAGUGCUCGUGUAAUAGUAACAGUUUAUUUUCACCAUUCCACUUUUGUGUCCUUUUCAAGGCACACAGUUUAAUUUCUUCACUCACAGGAAGGGGAGCUAAUUCUCAUCAAAGAUAAAAAUCAUGAUUUCUCAAUGGAUAUCAUUUUUUAAAGUGAAAUAUUAGUCCACACAAACGGAGUCUAACUCUCUCCAUGAGGUUCAUGUUGUGUUUGAAGGGUUUUAACAAGGACCUUCUAUCCGCAUGGUGAAGUCAUUUAAUGGUAGCUAGUUUUCACAUUUUCCAUAGAUAUACUGUACUGUGUACAUAAACUAUAUCUAUAUAUCUAUUUAGUCAAAGCAGUUGAUCCCAUCUGUCAUUUUCAAGAUGAAAAUGGCCAGUUGGAUCAUGCAUAGUCAGAAUAUUUGCAGUGUGUGCGCUGGUGCAAUGUUUUGAAGUUCAUUUGUUUCAUACUGAUUUUACUUUUUAUUAUUUUCCUACUUUUUAUUGUUUUCAGUAAGCAAAUGUCUUAUAAGCUAAAAUGCUGUUCAGUGGUCAGUUUUCACCGUAACUGUUUUCUCAGUUGUGUGUCAUUUCAGAGACAUUAAUGUUUAUCUUAUAUAUGUCACGUGAUGAUUUAAGGCGUGCUUUGACAAACCUUACACACUUCCUAACACUGAAUUUAUGAAGCAGAAUAGCCACAAACAUGAUUAUGUUUGAGAGUUCCAUCAGUCGGAUCUAGGUUUGUGUUCUAUUGUACAGCUAAAUAAUAAAUAUUGUUUAAUUGAUAUGAAAAGAACUUGAAGUAGUUGGUUUUAAAAAUAGGCCUGACCAAGGAUCAAUUCUGCGUGAAGCUUGUUGCACCAUUGCAGCACAAUCAAAUGACAUAACGUUUUAACAGAGGCCGCUUAUAUUUGGCCGGUGCUUUAGCUUUAAUCGAAGAGCUGAAGAAAGAAUUAAAUAGUAUCUUUUAUAGAGAGGUUGAGGAUAAUAAUCUUUUAUUAAACAGAACCUGCAAAUGAAGAAUCUGCUAUAAUAAUUUAUAUAAAUGAAUUUCUGGUUGCUCAAAGUUAUUGCCUUGCACUUUAACCCUUCGCCCUCGUGAUCCCCUCUUGUGUUAUUUUGUUUGUUUUUUGACUGCAGGAGUAUUUCACCUCACCUUGUCGUUGUAAAGCACAGAAGCAGGAUUGUUUUACUCUCAUUAAAACAUGGUGAAAAACUAAAUUUGUCUUUUGAAGGCUAAUGAGCAGCGUGUUUAACUCUUCCUUGUUCAUGUCUGUAAUCCAACAUGGCCGUAUGCCAUAAUUAUCACGCACCAUCACUAAGCCAUAACUGGUCUUGUUGAGUUGAGAGCUGCUCUGUGUGAAUGAUAGUAUAGCUUCAGAUUAA
Messenger RNA from Thalassophryne amazonica, 4784 nucleotides. RefSeq names its product zinc finger protein 512B (gene znf512b). The transcript has 17 exons. Lineage: Eukaryota; Metazoa; Chordata; Actinopteri; Batrachoidiformes; Batrachoididae. Gene Ontology annotation, molecular function: zinc ion binding. Bases 663 to 3218 code for a protein of 851 amino acids. The record is from RefSeq and is a predicted model, not a curated record.